This is a messenger RNA of Nasonia vitripennis (jewel wasp), 895 nucleotides long. Its product is annotated as UPF0488 protein CG14286. Bases 231 to 776 code for a protein of 181 amino acids. The transcript is spliced from 2 exons. The record is from RefSeq and is a predicted model, not a curated record. Lineage: Eukaryota; Metazoa; Arthropoda; Insecta; Hymenoptera; Pteromalidae.
GAAAAUAAAUCUGAAUUUCAAAAAGUUAUCUGAUAAAUACUUAUAUAUUUUACACGUAUUGUUGUCGAAUGGUCGAUGCGGAAUUGCAGACGACUUUUAAAAGCAGAGCCAGCGUUGCGAUCGGUAAAGUAGUGCAGCACUGGUCGUCAAAAACAAAAGACGCAGAUCAAAACACUUUGUUAUUUAAAACUGGAUAAGUGGCGAUAAACGGUCUUCUACAAUCAACUAUAAUGCCGACGAAAUCGAAAUUGCCCCGAAAUAAGGCACCACCUCCAAAGCUGGUGAAACCACCAGAAACACAGCAAAGCACAUCAAAUACAGAACCUGCCAGAACAGCAAGUGGAUUAAAUCAAGAAGCUGAGGACCAAUUUGAACUAGAGUUAUGUUGGUGUAUCCAACAAUUACAAGCUGGACUGAUGGACAUGAAACUCCAGGAUAAACAAGUCUACAACAUGACCAAAAGCUUGAACGUACUCAAGAGCAAUAAUGCAUCGCUUAUUAAGAAACGACAAGUGAUGAGAAACACUUUUGGUGAUUACAGAACCAAAAUGGCAGAGGAUGAAAAGAAAUUCAGCAAGACCACAUCAUUUGUAAAAUUCACAUCCAGCAAAAAACCUGAAAAGAAAUCAAUGUUCAUAAAGAAAGCUUGCAAUUCAACGGAUCCAAAUGAGAAAGUCUCAGAAUCUGAUGUCAAAGAGGCAAACAGCAAAGCGAUAAUAAAUCCAGACGUAUCGAACGAACCAUUCAAAUUUAACUUUUGUCUCAGUGAAUCAUGAAAUAAUUGUCUUGUUUACUAUAUUCAUAUUUGAUGUACACAUAUACUGACUUUAUAUAGAGUUAAAUUUAAUUUGAUACGUUUAUUUAAAUAAAAAAAUGUUGAAAACUAUUUUACAUA